AUGGCCCCAAAAAAGGCCUUCACCCAAGCCAAGCAACAGGCUCUCACGAAGCACGACAAGUCGAGCGCGACGUCCUUCGACGCGAGAGUGGUAGGACUGUGCGCGGCGGCGAACGACAGCCCCUACGUCUUCACGACGUCGUCGUGCAGCGGCCGGCACCUCCUGUGGCGCGGCGAGGGCGUCAAGGCCACGCAGUCCUUCGCGCGGGGCCGCGUGAGCCACGACCGCGUCGACGCGGCGUACUUUCUGGACCACGACGCCAACGACCAGGCGCCGUUUCGCAAGGCGCCGCUCGACGCGGCGCCGGAUAGCGAAGGCGCGCUCUGGCUGCGCUACGAGCCGCUGAUCCUCCACGCGCGCUGCGCCGACGCGGGGGCGGCCCAGGCGUUCAUGCGCGCAGCCCGGACCGUCUUCAAGAAUGUGGGAUUGCAGUCCGCGGCCUUCGAGACCGACGGCGCGUGCGUCGCGGUCGUCGGCGACGAGGGCCUCGACAUGCCGCUGCGGAGCCCGGACGGCAAGGCGCUGUUCUCCGAGGCGCACGUCCCCUGGCUCGUCGCGACGCUCAACGAGAAACAUGAGAGAAACUGGGCCAAGACACGGCGCUUCGAGGCGGCGCUGCGCGCGGUCCUCGAGGAGCUCCACGCGGACCGGGCUCAUGGCGACGACGACGACGACGCGCUGAAGCCGCGGCGGGCGCGCUACGACGUCGUCGGCGACGUGGCGGUGCUGCGGCGCCCCGUGCUGCCCGACGAGGACGCGGCGGCGCUCGCGGCGCGGAUCCUGGGCUCGAACGGAAGGCUCCGCGUCGUCGUCGCGCCGCCCGCGGGCGCGCAGCUCGCCGGCGCGCACCGGAGCCCCGCUACUGCUUUGGUCUGCCUCGGCGGGCGGGACCGGCGGCCGCUGGUCACGACGCACAACGAGCACGGCGUCUCCGUCGUCGUGGACCUGAACGCGUGCUUCUUCACGCCGCGCCUGGCCACGGAGCGGCUCCGGGUGGCGCGCGCCGUCGCGCGCGACGAGCGCGUGCUGUGCCUGUUCGCGGGGUGCGGCGCCGAGGCGCUCAUUAUCGCCGCGACGACGGCGUGUUCCAAAGUCGCUUGUGUCGAGGUCAACCCCGUCGCGACGCGGUGCCUGGAGCGGUCCGUCCAGACGCUUCGACGGAGCAAGGGCGACGCGGCGGCCGACCGCGUCGAAGUGGUCUGCGCCGACGUCCUCGACGACCUGGCGGCGCGCGCGCGGCGGGGCGAGACGUUCGACCGCGUGCUCGCGCCGCGACCCAAGGGCAAGCGGGACGGCGACCGCGUCGACGGCGCGGCCGCGGACGACGACGGCGCCGACGGCGGCGGCGGGCCCGACGGGAUUCGCUUCCUGGAGGCGAUCUUGCCCGUGCUCACGCCGACGGCCGUCGUCCACUGGACCGACUUUGCCGCGGACCAUGAGUUGCCGGCGUGCGAGCGGACGCGGACGUUUCUGACCGAGGCGUGUGCGCGUUUGGUGGGCGCGCCCUGUCAUAUACUCCACAGCGCCAAGGCCGGGAGUUCGUCCGUCGCGGCUCGACAAUACAGGGUGACGGUGGACUUUCGGCUCGCGGAUAUCGGUCCGCGCGGGGCGUCGGUGCAUCCCGCCGGGCUGCCCUUGCGGGGGUCGCAGAAGUUGCGUGUUGUCGACGAGGAGUAAUGUGUCUAUGUUUUCAGUAUAGCCGCGGUGUCGGGUUUUUUUUAGCGCCGUCCGUCGAUUUGCCUCUGGGGGGCUUGGGGACUCCUGCGGGGGUGACUGAGACGUCUCCGCGCGACAAAUUCGGCAUUUCGCUCGGGGGCGCCUCCUCUCUCAAGCGCCAGUUGCUCAGCGGCGCACAGCUAUUUGCGGGCCAUCAGCCGCCCCGCUGCGCCCCCUGACGCGUUGGAGAGAAAGCCUGAAGGCCACUGGUCGCCGCAGGCGCGGAAACCGUAGGCAUUUUGGUGCGAUAGGGCGUUAACAGCACGCCGCAGCGUAAACUCACUCUCAAGCCGCCACAGCGCGGCGCGGGCCGCCGCGCGGUCCCCGUGGCCUUCACACGCGGCGCAGACGCGCUUAUACCGCGACAGCACUUGCGAACUGCGCGCGCUGCCUCGGGAAUCGGCUAACAGCUGCGGGGCGCCGUAACAGACGCAAAAAAUUCGCCACCGCCUAAACGCCGCCGCGCCGCCGAAAACCAAACGCCACACAGGCAUCAUGGCUUCGACGGACUACGUCGGCCAGGUCCAGGCCCGCAUGGAGUCGCUCGCGGACGGGUUCAUGGCGCGCGCCAUCUCGCUGGCGCAGGCCGACAUGGCCGUCCUCGACGAGCAGCUCGAGCACGCGCGGAAGAAGCUCCGCGGCGAGAAGGGCGCGCUCGUGACCGCGAGCAGCGCCCUGGCGCCGCCGUCGCGCGCGCCGCUCGCGACGAUCACCGAGGCGAGCAACUCGCCGCGCGUCGAGGCCGCCGCCGCGAAGCCCGCGCCGCGCGCGCCGCCGGCCGCCGCCGCUACCGCCGCCGCGCGGCCAUCACCGCCGACGAACGAGAGCGACUCCGUCGCCAAGGCGCGCGCGCUCGUCGAGUCGUACACGUUCAAGGAGCUCCAGCGCGAGCUCAAGUCCCGCGAGCUCCGGGCCGCCGGCAAGAAGCAGGAGCUCAAGGCCCGGCUCGAGGGCGCCCUCGUCGCGGAGCUCGAGGCGGCCAAGGAGGCCGCGCCCAUGGAGGAGGACGUCGUCGAGGCGCCGGCGCCGGCGCCGGCCCCGAAAAAGCCCGCGUCGCCGCGCGCCGCGCCGGCGCCGAAGGCGGCGCCGAAGCCGAAGCCCGCGUCGCCGCGGGCGGUCGCCGCGCCCAAACCCGCGCCGCCGAAGGCCGCCGCCGCGCCGCCGCGCGCGCCGCCGCCGCUCCCGCCGCGGCCCGCGUCGCCGGCGCCGCCGCGGCCCAAGUCGCCGCGGCCCGAGGCGCCGCCCGCGCCCGAGGCCCGGUCGCCGAAGGGCUCGCCGAAGCCGGGCCUGGGCUUCGUGGCGUCGAUGCAGUCGCUCUUCGGCGGCAAGAAGGACGGCGCGCCGGAGCCGCCCAAGUCGGCCAAGCCCGCGGCCCAGCCGACGCCGCAGCCCGACCGCCUCGCCGAGGUCCGCGCGCGCCAGCUCCAGCAGCAGAAGGCGCGGGAGCAGGCCGCCGCCGCGCGCGAGCGCGAGACGCAGCAGCGCCUCGCCGCCGAGAAGAGGCGCCGCGACGCCGAGGAGGCCGCGCGGCGCCAGGCGGCCCUCAAGCGCCAGGAGGAGGUCGCGAAGCGGCGCCAGGAGCAGCGCGAGGCCGAGCUCAAGCGCAAGGCGGGCAUGGACGCCGCGCCGCCGCCGCCGCCGGCCGCCCACAGCCCGCCGCCGCCGGCCACCGCGCCGCCGCCGCCGCCGGCCGCGGCCGCGCUCUCGCCGCACCGGCCGGCCGCGCCGGCGGCGAAGCCCGCGCGGCUCACGCCGGGCCCCGACGCCGCGGCCAAGAAGCCCGCGCCCCAGCCGAAGCCGAGCCCGCUGGACACGUACGAGAUCAGCGACCGCGAGGAGUCGACGGACGACGAGGACGAGAACGAGGAGCGCCAGCGCAACAAGCACAUGCCGGACUGGGCGCGCGGCGCGGCGCUCCGCGAGGCCCUCAAGGGCCAGCGCGACGCGGACCCGGCCCAGGUCUUCCAGAUCGGCGGCUCGACGUGCGAGCUCGCGGCCAUCUUCAAGACGGACCGGGCCUUCAAGAAGCGCACGUCGUCCCAGAACUGGGGCGCGGACCUCGCAAGCCAGCACGAGCAGCAGCGCUACAAGCAGGACAUGGGCUUCCAGUCGCCGCCGCGCGGCCCGUUCUAGAUCUCUCCCCUUCUCCCCCCUUCUAACAAGAGACACUACUUAUCUCUGCUUGCUUAGGGCAUGUCGACGUAGACGACUCGUUCGACGGCGUCGUAGCGGACGGGCAGGUCAACGGCUCCAGAUAUCCUACAAUCGAGCUCCCCUCUCCGCUCGAACACGUGCACUCCGCCACGCGAGUAAAGAGAGUGACCAACGAUGUAGUCGUCUGGGCCAUCGUAGUUGACGACAGAGAGGAUGCGGUCCGAUUCGCUGUAUGCCGUGUGACGCGGCAUACCUCCAUCAAAGCUAAUCCACUGGUCGUUUACCGUGUCGUAAGCGUAGUGCUCGCGACCGUCAGAAGGUUCGCCGUCUUUCCUAUGAUCCGUCAGGUGGAUGAGCGUUCUAUCCACGCAAAUGCCGGGCCAUGGCACCGUAUAGUUAUAUGGCGCAUACCCGUGUCUCAAAUCUACGAUUUCGACUUCUUCGGGAAUGUCUAGGGUUCUCCACGUUUCUGUCUCGGUGUCGAAGACGCGAAAAAAGUCCGGCUCCAUGCGGUCGAGGACAUAGAUUUCGGAGCCCACGGCGACUGCGACUAAUUGAUGACCCAGUCCGCUUUCUGCUACCGGCAGCGGCGGCGGCAUCGGUGGCAUGUCCACCCAUCUCUGGGCGUCAGGGUCAAAGCUUUGAAGUAAGAUGCGCCAUUCAUGGUCAUCGCGACACAAUCCGCCCACAUAUAGACGACCAGCGCAGCCGACAGCAAACAGUUCGCGACGCGCGCCUUGAGGAUAUGCAGACGAUAGUGGAAUCGUGAACCACUCGUCGUCGACUGCGUCGUACACGGACACACCAGCGUACGUGCUGUUUUGUUUCAUGCCGCCGGCGAGGAAGAGCUCGGAACCGAUAACUGCGGUUCCCGCGCGAGCCACCCCACCAAAAUGCAACCCACCAAGUAUGCGCAUCUCGGCCGACAUCGGCACAAGGCGUCGCCACACGCGCCCGGACACGAGGGCCAUGAAGCAGUCGCCCACGACAACGAGCGCUUCCUCCGUAAUCUCCUCCGCGCGCCGCGCCUUGAGGAAGCGUUCACUCCGCAUAAUUGCGCGAAAGCCGACCGACGCGUCCGCGACGGCGUCGUGGUCCUCGCGAGGCAAUCGUGCGAGGCAGGAGAGCAUGACGUGUUCCGGCAGGACCUGAAACGCUCCCAAAUGAGACGUCUUCGCCCUGCGCUGCAUAGCUUUCACGAGUGCGCGCCGCGGCUCCUUAAAAGUGUAUGGAUACUUGCUCUCCAUGAGGUAUCGUCAAGACCGCUGGGGUCACGCAGCGCAGGGGUGACAACGAGUCGUCCUGACGGUCAGAUUUUGCCACAGCGCCCGCGUUGUGUGCCCAACUUGAUCGAGCUUGCUAGUGUCUUACUUGCGCUAGCUCUGCGAGAGGGGGCGCCGCGUCUCGGGGCCACGCGUCUUUACGGCCGCCAGCGCUGUGGCCAGCACGCUCAUAGGUGCGCCCCAACGCGGCAGAGUCAAGCCUUUUGACGCCUGCGCGCCAGCGGCACCGAUUGAGAUCUGAGGAGGCAUGGGCGUCAAGGGCCUCUGGAAGUUAUUAGAACCGUGCGGCCGUCGUAUUCAUGUCGAGACGCUCGAGAACACGACGCUCGCUGUUGAUGUCAGUAUCUGGAUGACACAAUUUGUGAAAGCGAUGCGUGACGAGGAAGGUAGACCGAUCAAAAACGCCCACGUCAUCGGCACGCUGCGGCGCGUCGCGAAGCUCCUCUAUCAUGGCGUGCGACCGGUCAUUGUGUUUGACGGCGGCGUCCCUGCUCUCAAGGAGCGGCUCAUCCGCCAGCGGCGCAUGCGGCGCGAGCGCCGCGAGGACGACGCGCGGUCCACCGCGAAGCGGCUCCUCGCCGCGCGGCUCCGCGCCGAGGCGUUGCGGAGGAAAGCCCCGGCCCAAAAUACUGAGGCGGCCUACGCGGGCGGCUUCGACCCGGGGAGCCAGGGCGAGGCCGCACCUACGAGGGCGCCGGCGCCGCGCCCCGCGCCCACGCAACCGUCACCAGAAUCGUCGUCGGACGACGACGACGACGACGGCUGCGAGUGGGAGCGCGGCGAGACCGCGGACGGUUUAGGGGUGGCGGCCGACGGCGACGCUUCCGCCGUCGACGUCGAGGCGCUCAUCGCCCUGCCGCCGGCCGUAAGGAAAGCAAGGGUCGAGGCCGUCAACCGCAAGCAGCGCGUCGCCGCGCGGCGGCGCUUGAUGCCUGUGGCCGGGGACGCCGACGAGUUCUCGGCGACGCAGCUCUCGUCGUUCCUGCAGGGCGCGACGUUCCGGCAGCGCGUCGAGCGGGCCCAGGCUGAAAGGGGAGACGACGACGCGCGCGGCGAGCGCAUCCACUCGGACCCCAAGCGGCGCUUCGUGCUGUUGCGCGACGAUGAAAACGGUCAGCAGGUCCGGGGCGGCGUCAAGGCGCGCAUGGAGCGGUUCCUGCAGGCGAACGACGAGGAGGUCGUUGAUGAUGACGAUGAUGAGGAUGACGCGCCGCCGACGUGCGCCGCGUGCGGCCGGCGGAAGAGUAGAUGCGCGUGCGCCCUGCGCCACGGCGCCUGCGCGCGGCGACCGGCGCCGCGGCCGCGGCCGACGCCGCAGACCGUCGUGCCGCUGCCGGGCCAGUCCAUCGACGAGGCCCUCGAGGAGGCCGAGCUCCGCUACGUCGAGGACUUCCCCGAGGAGUUCGCCGGGUCCGACGACGACGCGGCGCCGGCGCCGGCUCCCCUUGAUGAUGAUGGCGGCGGCGGCUUCUUCGUCGACGGCGAGGAGGAAGGCGGCGGCUUCGUCGCUGAGGACGACGACGGCGCGGCCGGCGGCGGCUUUUUCGCGGAGGAGGAGGAGGCCGCCGCGGCGCCCGCGCCCGCGGACGAGGGCGGCGGCGGCUUCAUCGUCGAAGAAGAGGAGGAGGACGCCGGCGCCGCGCCGGCGCCCGCGGCCGACGACGCGUCCGAGUCGAGCGACGACUGCGCCUGGGAGGCGGGCAACGCCGACGACGCCGCCGACGACGCCGCGGCGGCGGGCGUCGCCGUCGCCGUCCCGUGCGCCGACCCGGAGGCCUUCCGCGCGCGCCUCGCGGCGCUCGGCGACGCCGGGGCCGCGCCGCCGCCGCCGGUCGCCGCCGAGGCCGAGGACGAAGCCGACGAGGUCGACGAGGCCGCGAACCGCCAGGCGCUCGCAGCGGCGGCGCGCACGGCGUCGCAGAUGGCCGACUGGGCGGGCCGCGCGUUCCGGCGCGCGCUUGCUGACUCGGGGAGCGCGGAGCUGCUGGCACCGGCCGCCGCGCCCCCGGCGCCGGCCGCUGCGGUCCCGGCGCCGCGCGCCAUGGAGGUCGAGGCGCCCGCGCCCGCCGCGGAGCCGCCGGCGGACGCGGACGCGGACGGCGACGCCGACCUCGCCCGCGCGCUCGCCCUGUCGCGCGAGGCAGCGCCCGAGCCCGAGCCCGCCGCCCAGGCGCCGCCGGUCGUCGAGGCGCCGCCGCCCGCCCCGCGGCCCACCGAGCGGGAGCCUGAGCCCCCCGCGCCGCGGCCCGCCCCCGAGCCGGCGUCAGCGCCGCGCCCGCCGCCUAUGUCUCCCGCGGGGGCGCCGCCGCCCGCCGCCGCGCGGCCCACCGAACCGCCGCCUGCGGAGGUGCCACCGCCCGCGCCGCCGCCCACCGGCGCACAACUGCCCGCCGCCGCGCCUGAGCCGCCCGCGCCGCCCGCGGAGGAGCCACCGCCCGCCGAAGCGCCGCCGGCCGACGAUCACGACGACGACGCCUGGGCCCCGCACCGGAAGGCCGCGACGGAGGGCGGCUUCUACGAGGUCUGCCCCGACUUCGACGCGCAGCUCCAGUUCGCCCUCGACAACGCCCAGGAGGGCGACCUCGACGGCAUGGCGGCCGCCGCCGCCGCGGCCACGGACCCGCGCGAGCGGGCCGUCUACGCUUACGUCGUGGCCGCCGUGCGCGCCAAGUGCCCACAACAGCCACCUUCGUUCGCCGACGCCGCGCGCGCCGACGCGCUGGACCGAGAAGCGGCGCAAUUGCGGCGAGAGCUCGCGAGGUCAGCAAGGGACGCCGACAGCGUGACCGACGAGAUGCGCGAGGACGUCAUGGGUUUACUGGAUGAUCUCGGGGUGCCGUACAUCGUCGCUCCCAUGGAGGCCGAGGCGCAAUGUGCGGCUUUGGAACUUGCUGGAUUGGUAGAAGGCACGAUCACGGACGACAGCGACGCGUUCUGCUUCGGUGCCAAAAAGGUCUACAAGAACAUUUUCGACGACAAAAAGUUCGUCGAGGCGUAUUUUGCCGAGGACUGUCGAAGGGAGCUGAAGCUAGGUAGAUCUGAGUUCGUGUCAUUGGCUUUACUAUUAGGUGGCGACUAUGCGCACGGCGUGAAGGGCGUCGGCAUCGUGAAUGCGAUGGAGGUGCUGCAGGCGUUCCAUUUUCCCCAUGCUCAUUCGGAAAAUCAAGUCGACGCGUCGAUUUCAUCCCUUCGCAAGUUUGGGCGGUGGUUGGACGACGUGGGCAACACGCAACUCCAAGAUGCGCACGUGAAACGCUUCGCGAAGCGACAUCGGGCCGCUCGGUCGCGUUGGGAGGCGCCGCCCGCGUUUCCGAACCGCGAGGCCGCGAAGGCUUAUGUCGAGCCUCGAGUUGCUGAUGAGGACGAGUUAGCAAGGCAGCUGGGUAGAGAUAUAGAGGCGUGGGACCCGCAGUCGACGCAGCGCUUGUUCGACUGGCGCGAGCCCGACGAGAAGCGGUUACGAAAACGGUGCGCCUUGGAGCUGAACUGGGCGCCGUCGACGGCCGCCGCGGUGCUGGACCCGGUCUUCAAGCGGUGGGCGGAACGGAAGGCCGGUCGGCAGCGCCGCGUCGACGCGUUUUUUGAUUCGUACCACUCGAACAAGAAGAACGACACGCACGCAUCUAAAAGACUGCGGCGGGCCUUGGACGAGAGCGAGCCCGAGGCGCCUAAGCAGAAGAAGAAGCGGAAGCGGCGGGUCGUCGUGGAGUCGGAGGAGGAGGACGAGGAAGACGACUCACCGGCCCCGCCUAGGCCUAGGUCCUCGCGCGCGGCGGCGGCGAAGGCUGCUCGGCAGCUCGCCGAGGAGGAGGAGUCUGGCGACGAUUGAUGUGUUCUUAGUGAAUGUAAGACUGUGUUUCUUAGUCAUGAAUUCAGGGGGCCGCGGCGAAGGAUGCGAGCUUCGAUCGCGCGCUCUCGAGGUUUCCGUUGAUGGUCAUCAUAGUAGGAUGGGCCGUCCCAAAGACCCGCCGCGCAGUCGAGGAUAGCUCCUCGAGAAGCGCCACGGCUUCGACCAGGUCGUCUCUGCUUCGACCUUCUGAGAUGAGGGCACUUGCGUAAUUGAUGCGAAGGGUUAGUACCGUCGCGUCUUCUGUGCCAAGCUCGCGCGCGGCCUCGGGGAUUGUCGCCCGUAAAAAUGGCUUCACCUCCUCGUAGCGUUCGCAUCUAUCGGCCUCGUCCAUCAAGAUCUUCGCCUGCUCCGCCAGACACGCCACGUGCGCGAAGCCGGCCGUCCCGCGGCACGCGCACCGGCGCACGAGGCCCUCCUUCGUCUUCCAAUGGAGGGCCUGCGUGCAGAUGUAGCACGUCUGGCCCUUCGUGUCGUCCGCGCAUUUCGCGACGGCCUCCGCGACGGCCUCCUUGUAUUUGUUGUCGGCGUGGUAUUGCUCAGCGUUGCCGCCGCGGUGUAUCUUCUUACACAUCUGCUUGUGGCCGCGGCGCCAGUGGUCAUGCUGGCAAGUUUUGUUGCAGUACCUCGUCUGACAUCUAACGCAUCGCGGCGCGUUGUGGGCCAGUGGGGCGGCGCAGGCGGCGCAAGUUGUGAGGAUCAUCUUGCGUUUUUCGGUGAGUUUUUGGGCUUGCGGCGGCUUGACUCGGCUUGAAAAACCCGAUUUUUUUCAACUCACAAAAAAAACGCCGCGCGACGAACGCUCUGCCGCGCCAACGCUACGGUGCUACAGUGUACAAAAGAGACAUAUAUACAGGGCACUUCCUCAUCAUCGCGCCACGCCCGCCCACGUGCCCUUCGCCGCGCGCUCCUCCUUGAUGAUGUCGGCGACGCUCGCGGGCGACGGCCUCUCGCGCGGCGCGGCGGACUUUCGAAGCCACGGCGCCUCGGCGGCGGGCGCAGGAGCCGGCGUUUUGGGAGGCCCGCGCAAGAAGGCCGCGAGCGACACCGGCGGCGACGCCGCCGCGGCGCGCGGCCCCCGCUUCGGCGCGCGCGGCGGCGGCGUUUCGGCGGCCGCCAGCAGCGAGCGGAGAUCGGUCGCGGGCGCCGCCGCGGGCGCGGCGCCCCACGCCGGCCGCGGCGCCUCGGGGGUACUCGGGAUGGCGUCCACCUCCGGCUCCGGAGUCGCUUCCAGCCGCCGCCAGCGCUGCCGCCGCCGCCGCGGCUCGGGCGUCGACUCCGGGACCGGCUCGGGCGGCGGCGGCGGUCGCUCGGGCGCGACGUGGCGGAAGCGCCGCAGCAGCGCGUCCUCGAGGGGCGAGGACGCGGCCGGCGACGACGAGAGCGGCGUCUUCUCGGAGUAAAAGACCGGCGCCGGGCAGAGCUCAUGGCCCAAUUUUGAACGCGGCGCGAAGUAGACGGCCGCCGCGCCGCAGGACCGGAGGUGGUCGCGGAGGCCCGCCAGCGGCAGCGUCGCGCCGCAGUGGCACCGUCCUGUAGCGCGUUUCAGCUUCCGGCGCGUCUUCUCGGCGACGGCGACGCGGCACUUCGCGCCGUCGUAGAAAGGAGCUCGGCAAAGCGGGCAGACGACGUCGGACGGCCGCGUCGCGCGCGAGGCCACGAGCGCCACGCACUCUCGACAAUAUUCGUGGCCGCACGGCAGCUUGACCGGCAGCUCCAGGACCUCGCGGCAGCAGGCGCAUUCAUACGAGUCGUCGAACUGCACGUCAUCCAAUUGACCCAUGACGGCGUCGGCGGCUCGGCGCUUCGCCGCGAAGCCGGCGAGGACCGCGCUAAGGGCCGCUCGCGCGGCUUCCAAGUCGUCGCGCCGUGCUAAUUUCUUGCGUUCCGCGUCGUCGAGCGUCUCUUUGGCGGCCAGGCCGCGGAUGCUCUUCAGGCGCUUCUCGACGCCGCGGAGCUGCGCCUUCGCCGCGGCCUCGACGUCCGCCGGCGGCGUUUCGGUGGUGGCUUGCGGCGUUUCGGCCGCGGCGGCCGCGGCCGCCGCGCGGCGCCGCCGCCGUCGCUCGUUGCGCAGCGCCGCCUUCGUCCGCGCGCCGUCGUCGGACGCCGCGGACGCGUUCGAGGCGUUCGAGUUCGCGCGCGGGCGGCGCUCGACGACGAGGGACCAGUCCUCGUCGGUUUCUGCAGUUUGGUCUGCCAUCGGUGCGAGUGUCGGCAGGUUGGGUAUGCCGCGCUACGUCGAAUCAGUGGUCAAAAGCAGCCACACAUGAAUCUCGGUUUGCAACGCGUUGUGGACCUCUAUCGAUGGUGUUUUCAAGGAUGCUCAACGAUCACCAUAUAUAUAGUCCUCUCCAGUGCUUGUAACCAGUGGUACGUUCGCUGGGGUGCCGUAUUGGGCCGCGUGUGGUGCCACUGGCAAAUUGCCAAAAUGCAAUUCGAACAAUUCAGGCGCAGGCGGACGCGUCUUCCCCCCCCGUACGCCGUCGAUGCACAGCGGUCGAGGAAAAAAACGAAAAAGAAACUACUCACAGGUCGUCGAACCCCCCGCCAUCGUCGUCGGCCGCGUCGUCGAACUGCCCCUCGACCCGUGCGAAGCCGGGAAGUGCAGGCGCCGGAGCGUCCGCGAGCAUGGCGUCGAAGCGCCGCAGCAUCGCCUCCGCGUCCGGCUCGUCGUCCUCACCAGCAAUACCGAGCAUGCCGCCGUCCGACUCAUCGGACUCGUCGUCAGAGUCGGGGUUCAGCUCCGCCGUCCGCGAGAGCGCGUCGAAGAGCGGUUCGAGGGCCGCGGCGUCGGGCGGCACCAGGAACAGCUCCGAGACGGCGUCGUCGGCCGCGGCGUCGCUCAGCAGGAGCUGCACGUAGAGGCAAGGUUCGGGGAAGGUCUGUGCGUCGCGCGUCACGGCGUGCAGGCCCACGCGCUUCGCCAAGAGCUCAAACCCGUGGGCGGGCUGCUCCCAGAGCACGCGCCGGCUCGUCACGCGCAGCCGGCCCGCGCCCCAGGGCGUGCUGUCGCCCUCCUGCGGCGCCGCUGUGAUGCGCACGUCUUCUAGCGUGUACAAGAGCUCCUCGUCGGCAGCGAUGCUUGUGGCGCCGUUGCUUAAAGGCUGCAGUGGGGAGGCGAAGCUAGCCAUCUCUUGUUUUUUCCAGCGGUUGCUUGCAGCGAUGCGUGGCACAGCGAUGUGUUUGCACAAAUGUGAUUGAUUCUGGGCGUAUCGAUGUGCAAUGGGCCAGCAAGCGCCACAAAAAGUCGAUGCGCAUCUCGUAAAACCAGCGCGAAACAUACUAGAGAAACAAGGCAGGACGCCUCCAGGGCUCUCUCCCCCAAAACGACGAAGUCCCGGAGCGGUAUACAGGUCCGAAAGGCAUUGAUUUGGCCCUCGCAAAAAACCCGCGGCCCCGCCAGUUGCUCACGAACGCGGACGCCCUGCUUGGUGCGUAGUGUGUACCUGAGCGCCGCGGAGGACUCUCUGCGGGCCCAGCAGUAACGACAGGCCGCGGCGCUUCGAAAAAGCGACGCGCGCAGACGUGCCUUUGGCUAAAAACGCCCCAGCGCAAAAAGCCGCCGUUCACCCCGCGGACAGCGCCGGGACGCCAUCAACGCCGCAAGCGCCGCGCCAGAGCAGCGCCAGAGCAGUUAUGGAAACCAAAAUGGCCGAAACGAAGCUACGCGUCGCCAUAAGGGUAAGGCCGCUCCGGAGCGAGGAGGGCGCGUGCGCGUGGCGCAUCGAGGGCGAGAACGUCUACCAGGCGGACUGCGAGGAGGUUGUGGGGCGGACGGCCUUUAGAUAUGAUGCGGUCUACGGCGAGAACAGCGCCACGAAGGACGUCUACGAGGGCGUUUGUAGAGAGUUGGUGGAUGGCGCGCUCCGCGGCGUGAACGGCACGAUUUUUGCGUACGGCCAGACGUCGUCGGGCAAGACCUUCACGAUGCAGGGCGGCGACAAGUACGGCGCCGGCGCGCCGGGCCUCAUGCAUUUGGCGGCGGACCACAUUUUCUCCGUCAUCGAGGCGCGGAGCGACACGGACUUUUUGCUGCGCGUGUCCUACCUCGAAGUGUACAACGAGCAGCUGCGCGACUUAUUAGCGGAGGACGGCACGGGGGAAGUCCACAUCCGGGAGCACCCCGAGACCGGUGUUUAUGUCGAAGGCGCGCAGGAGACGGUCGUGACGCAGCCCCACGACAUGGCCGAGGCCCUAGUCCAGGGCGAGAAGCGGCGGGCCGUCGGUGCGACGGCCAUGAACGAGAGAUCGUCGAGGUCGCACACGGUCUUUAGGAUCGUCGUCGAGUCGCGGCCGCGCGAGUGCGCCGAGGACCACGGCGUCCUCGUGGGGGCGAUUUCGUUGGUGGAUCUCGCCGGCUCGGAAUCCGUACGAUUGACGGGCGCGACGGGCGUGCGCCAGAAGGAGGGCGGCAAGAUCAACCAGUCUCUCUUAACUUUAUCUCGAGUGGUCCAGCAAUUGGGCGAGAAGGGCAAGGAGAACUUUGUCAAUUUUCGGGACUCGCGCCUGACGCGGUUAUUGCAGCCUACUUUAUCGGGAAAAGCGCAGUUGGCCAUGGUCUGCUGCGUCGCGCCGUCGUGCAACUACGUUGAGGAAACGAGAUCUACCUUGCAGUUCGGGUCGCGGGCGGCGCGCGUCACGCUGAAGCCCGUGGUCCACGAGAUUCUGGACGACGCGUCCCAAUUACGCCGUGUGAAGCGCCAGCUGGCCGAGUUACUAGCGAAGCAAGAACAGCACGAGCGCGACCAGGCGUCGGGCAAGACGGAGGAGCUGGCUGAUCUCCUCGAGAAGAACGAGAAGCUCGAGGCGGACCUAGCUCAGAGAGCGGCCAAGAUGACGGAGCUUACCAAAAUGAUCUGCGUCGGCGGCACGAGCCAGCAACCGACCAAGCCGAGGAGGCGGCGCCGCGCGACGUGCGCCGUCGGUGCCCGCGGUUUUAGACCGGAGGACGAUUCGAGGUUGCCCCAGAUCCCGUCCUUCGCGCAGCUGCGGGCCCAGAAGAAGGCCGCGGAGCCCGUCGUCGAGGAGGAGGACGAGCCGCCGCCGCCGCCUCCAUCUGAGGAUGGGGUCCUGGGGGCCUGCCGCGACGAUGAUAGGGAGGCCGAAGCUCGAGGGCUGCCGGCGCUGGACCCGCCUACUUCAGAUAAUUUGGAAGCGGCCGUAAGGGCGCGACUCCAGAGAGCCGCCGACGAGACGCUCGCCGUGUCCCAGGACGCCGACGAGACCGUGUCUGAAUUGAGAAGGCAAUUGGAGGUCGAGAAGGAGGUGGCGGAGGAGGUCGAGGGCGAGCGGACGAAGAUCGAAAGUGCGGCCGAAGCACUCAAAGAAAGGUUGGCCGCGGCCGAGGCCGAGGCCGGCGAACGGGCCGAGGCCCACGCUACGGAGGUGGAUUCAUUGAAACAGGAAGUCGCUGAGCUGCGCCGCUUGAACGAGGCGAGCCACGCGGAGAAGGUUUUGGUGGAGGAAAGCCUCGAUGCCGUGAAGGCCCAGCUUAGUGAAGCGGAAGCCGCGCGCGACGCUCUACAAGAAGAGCUCGCUUCCGAACGCGAGAACGCCAAAAUGACCAGGGACGCCGAGAGCCAGGCGACGAUCGAGGCGUUGCAAGCUAAGAUUGACGCGGCGUCCGAAGCGAGGGCCGAAGCCGACCGCCAGCUCGCGGACGCGGCGGCCGCGGCGGACGAGGCGCGGCAGGCGGCCGAGGCGGAAAAUGAGGCCGUGUUGCGGCGGUCGCGGGAAGAAUUAGACGAGGCCCGGGCCGCGACCGCGCGCGCCGAGGAGGCCGCCGCGGCGGCCGAAGCGUCCCGAGCCUCCGUCGAGGCUUUGCGAGACGAGGAGCGUACUGAAUCAGACGGCGUGCGCGGCGAGCGCGAUUCUCUACAAACCGAGUGCGACGAAUUAAGGACGCAGAUCGAGCGCGAGCGCCAGCAGGCGCGCGACGCGGCCGAAGCCCGGGCCUGCGAGGCCGCGGACGAGACCGACGCCACCAUCGCGGAACUGCGAAGGCAGCUCGAGGUCGAGCGCGAGGUCGCGCGCGAGGCCGAAUCGGAACGCGACGCGCUGUCGAAGAAGGCCGACGAGGCCGCGGCCCAAACCCAGGCCGCCCACGCAUCCAUCUUAAAGUCGAAGGACGAGCGCAUCGCGCGCCUCGAGAAGGUCAAGAUGACGACGGCCAUCUUCGCGCAGAUCCAGAAGCUGAGGACGGACAAGGAGAGGGCCCUCGCCGAGGCGAAAGAACUAAGAACGCGCGUCGCGGCCCUCGAGGCGGCGUCGGCGUCGCCGAAGGAGGCCCGCGAGGACACGGAACUGGCAGCACGCUGCGCCGCCGCCGACGCGGCCUGCAAGGCCGCGACGGAGCGCGCCGCGCGCCUCGAGGCGCGCGCGGCGCGCGCGGAGCAGUCCAUGUCCAAGAUCCGCACGCCCGGCGGGCGCCGCGCGCUGCGCGAGACGGAUGCGCUCCACGACAAGAUCGAGUUCCUCGAGCAGGAGAACCUGGACCUCAUGUUGGAAGUCAAGGCGCUCAAGGCGUCGCAGGCGCGCCUCGCGGCGUCGCCGGUAGCUGUCUCUGGCGACGUCGGCGACGAGAACGCGCCGCCGGGGCCGUCGCCCGUCGCGGCCAAGCUCUCGGCGGUCAAGGCGUCGCCCGGCGUCGAGGCGCAGCAACCCGCGGAGGGGACGCAGGAGUGCACGCAGUCCUAGGCUCCCCCGCAUUACACUACUACCAAGAAUUAGAGUCGUAGUCGUAGCACCCCCCGGGCCCGUCGUUGACCGGGGGUGCAUCCUUUGGCUAUUACUCAUCCCCCGCCGACCGGCCCCACCGAUGAUGGCCCCGCGAGGGGCUUCGAGAACAAAAUCCUCGCCGCCGCGUGCGAGCGCCGGAGGGCGCUCAGCUUCUUCCGAAGCACGUCACCUCGCCGUGACGCAUCGGCCACGUCGGUCGCCAGGGUGCUGAUGCUGCGUGUUGUUUCUCUAUGUGCUCGUUCGAGGCCUUUUAUGGCGCGGAGCGGGUCCUUGCGUGAGGAGGCCGGCGGCAGGACCGGGGGGAGCCGUUGCCGGCGGGGAGCGAACGUGACUGGGGGCUGCCUUUCGACCGCCCAGCCCCGCUCCCUUGCGAAGGCCCGGCAGUCCGCGCGACACAUCGGACACGUCACCGAUUUGCAGAAGGCGGCUUCGAGGCACGUUUCGCAGAACUCGUGGCCGCACGGGGUCCUCGUCGUGUCUCCGCGCAACAACUCGAGGCAUAUCGCACACUCGGCGUCGUUACUACGCCGCCGUGGUCGGAUCCGCGACAACGCGACGCGGUUGACGCCGUUCCGCAUCCAGCGUUUGAUGGGCGGCGCGGUGCUUUGCCCGCGCAUAGCCUCGACCUCCUCGCGGCGGAUGCGGUUCAGGCUUAGGACGUGCUUGCGAAGCACGCCCUGUGCCUCAUUGUCGAUGCGCUCCGUGAUGCCUUCGCUCGUCCCGUCGGCCGCGCGCCAUCGAUCUUUGGCUUCUUCGAACGUCCGUAUUCGUAUGAUGUUUGACGGCCUCUCCCUGAUUUGCUGGAGGAUGCGCCUCUCGUACUCCUCCUCUUGGUAUCUACGGUACGCCGCUGCGGCGGCAUCGUCGACCAUGGUCCCUUGUCCUUCAAAAUGUGGGCAGCCUGGUACUGCCUUUGCGCAUGGGCAGCUCUGGCAGUAGGGAGUUUACGCUAGCGCUUUUACUGGAAUUGGCACUACAUCUGCCGCGCGGGGGGGCAGCGGAAGGUCGGGCCGCUCGUCGUUGGCGAGCUCCAUUUCGCUCGACUAGCCUGUGCGCCGAAGAGCCGGCCGCAAAUGAUGCGGCGGGCCCCAAGAACGGCCAGGCUGGGAAAGUUGUGCCUGGCGGGCAUUGGGCCGCUUCGGGCGCCGAUUUUCCGCGACCAACCCCCGCGCGCACGCGCCGUGGUGACUGGGAGGGUCCCUGCCAAAUCUCGCGACCGACGGCGCGAUUUUUGCCCGAAACCGCGUCCCGGCGAGAAACGCGGACCACACAUAGACCGACAUCUUACGAGCCGCUGCUGCCGAACUUCGUCUCAGAUCGUCGUCGGCCACGUGGUGAACGAUGUCCGACGCUGCGGUGGCCCGAUCGGCUCGAAACGGCGCCAAAAGAGACGAUCGUAGGUCAUUUUGCAUGGUUUUUGGCCGUUUUCUCGGCGAGAAAGGCCGCGUUUGCUGCCGCGUUUUUUGCAAUGCGUCGUCCGACUGCCGGGGCCCAGCCGGGGCUGCCCCUCGGCGCUUGGCACUCGAGUGCCAAUCUGAGUGAAAGCUUGGCACUCGAGUGCAGCCUGUAAGUCCUAGUGCCAGUAAAACGGCUAGCGUAAACUCCCUAGUCUGCCAGCACUCUGCUCUGUGUGGGGAGGCGAGCCGAUAGCCCGACGAGGAGUAUGCGUUAGUUUAAAAGUUAACAUUAUGAAUCGUCAUCACGUAUCGAUGCCCCCGCGGCUUCCGCCUCGCGCAGAAAGGGCGCGCGGACGUCGGCGUCGUCGAGCGUCAGCUCGAUCAGCGCUGCUCCGUCGUCGCGGUAGUCCUCGCUCGCGACGGUGACGCCGCGGUGUGACCACGCCGAUAGCAGCCCCCGCACGCCGCCGUACGCCUCCGGCGCCACGACGAGGUCGAUGGCUAUUCGUGGCGGCGCGGCGGGCGCGGCGACGGCAGUUUUUAAGCAAUCCCUCGCGGCUUGGCCGUAGGCACGGAUCAAGCCUCCGGCGCCGAGCUUCGGCGCUGUCGAGGCCUUGUAGCGCGUGACGAUCACCGCGCAGUCGACGAAUUCAGCGCCCUCGAUGGCAGCACGGAUCGGAGCUGCAGCCGUCCCGGUCGGCUCGCCGUCGUCGCUCAUGCGCGCCGACGUGGCGCCGACCCAGGCCCAGCAGUUGUGCCGCGCUUUGUCGUCGCGAUGCCUCGCGAGGAAGCCUUCGGCCUCGUCGAACGAAGUACAAGGAGCCGCGUGCGCGACGAAGCGCGAUCGUUUCACGACGUAUUCGACGGCAUCCGUUUCAGAGGCGAUCGUUGAGGCGCGUUGCGCAAGCUGGCGUCUGCCAGUGCAUCUUGUAAACUGGUGCAGCGCUCCACACGCGCGUGCGUAGAUCAGCAGCAUGCUGGCACGGCUCGGCAUUGAUGCAACCAGCACUUGCGCGUGGGCAAAUGCAUCCGUAUCGCCCCGCCCGCGCUCGAGCUGAGAUUGCUGGGCCAGGGGUGCCUAGUGUCUUACAAGCCGCUAGCUAACCACGCUUCUCCUCGAUAGCUUAUACACGUGAGAGCGGGGAAGACCCGCCCCGGGAGCGCUCCCGAGAUAGUGCGAAGGCUCGGGAAGGAACCCGGUCGGGUCAAUUCUGUCAAAAGCACACAGGUGCGCAGGUCACAUUAGAAAACAAGCCGAGCGCGGGCAGCCGCAGCGAUGGCCAUGGUCUGGCGCGUGCCGCGCGCGAUCACGCCGGGGUUGGUCUUGGUCCAGCCCACGUAUCUCGACAGUGCGCAACAAUUGGUGCCCUGCGCAUGGGAGCCGCCCGUCGGCGUCGCGCCGCCGCAGACGCCGAAGCUGAAGCCGACAUCGCCAUCGAUCAUGGCGCCGCUCCUCCUCACGACGCCGGACGCGCCGCGCCUCACACCGGUUGCGCCGUUCGCACCGCGCCGCGGCCAGCGCGAGCGCCGGCCGCCGCGCCACCUGCCUAGAGGAUCGAAAUUCCCCGGCGGCGGCCAAGCGACGCCGGCGCGCAAGCUCGUGUUCGUCGAGGAGGACGACGUCGACACCGCCGGCCUCGCGCUCCUGGCCCUCGCGCGCUGCGCGUGAUCCCCCUGUCCCCUAAGUUUGUGAAAACAUAAUUACCACUCGGAUACUCUCUCGUCCUGGAUGAACUCCCCGUUGAACUAGCCCACGAUGAAAUACAACUAAACAGUUUAAACAACAGUAUGUGCGACGGGGUCAUCACGUCGCGCCCGGCUCGUUCUCCUCGCCCUCGUGGUUGCACCACGCUUGGAGCGUCAGGAGCACGAGAUGAUCGACGGGCACGGCCGACGCCUCCUCGUCGACGGGCGCGGCUGCUAUUCGUCGGUCGAGCUGCAGCCCGUUCUCGGACGCCGCCGCGACGACGGUCGCGACGCGUUCGGCGAGCGCGUCGGUCGGUGUGGCCGCGGCGUCGUCGCCAAGGGCGUCAACUGUCGUUAGCGUCGUGCGCACCGUCCUCAGCCAGUCGCGUCGCGCGGUGCGGUCCUCCGAAGACGCCUCCUCGGCGAGGUCGAGCUCCAUGAGCACCACGUCCAGCGAGAAUUCAUGACGAAAUGCGGCCACGGCACUCGCGACGAACUCUUCCAAGGGCUCGACCCUGCCGUCGGAGCGAUACGUUCGGUAGCUGUCGACAAGGGAGCGAGCGGUCACGCCCAAAUUCAAGGAUGCGGGCCUCAGGGCUGCACAGUGCAGCAAGAGCAGGAGCAGUGGGCAGACCCUUGGUGGCAGCAUUGCUCUCAGAACAUUCUGUGGGGGCGUCGUUCUGCGUAGAGAUGCCGAGACGCGAACCGGAGUUAGCUAGCGACAGUAAGACACUAGCAAGCCCCCCUGUCUCCGCGUGUCGCAAAAGGCUGCCCAUCGACGCUCAAACGCAGCCAAACUGCUGAUGGAAGAGGCGAAGAAGUGCGCCUCGCCGCGCAGCGCGGCCGCCGCCGCCGCCCGCGCCGCGCCGCCGCCGCCGCCGUCGCUCGGCCACCCGGAGCUCGACGAAUGCGACGACGCCGCGGCGGCGAAGGACGACUACCCGGCGCUCGAAAAACCCGUGGAAGAGACGCCGCCGGCGCUCACGGCGGGCGAGCGGAAGGUCCACGCCUUCCUGCGCAAGCUCGAGGCGACCAAAGCACUGAACGCGACGCAGGAGGCGCAGCUCGCCGCACUCGAGGCGAAGCUCGCGCCGCCGCCGCCGCCGCCGCACCCGCCCUCGAGCUGGACUGCGAACGCCAGGGUCCGGGCGCCGCCCGCCGCCGAGCCGGAGCUGCGGGACCCGCCGCCCGCGCGGAGCGUGCGCGACGCGCACGCGCCGCCGCCGCGGCCGCCGUCGGCGCCGCUGCCGCGCCGCGCGGCCUGGCAGAACGCGGCGCCGCCGUCGCCGUCGCCGGAACGGACGCCGCCCGCGACGCCCGAGCGCGCCGGCGGCGAGUCGUGGCCCGGCGUGCGCGACGUCACGCCGCCCAAGGCCUCGCCGCCGAAGCCGUCGCCGAAGAAGCGCGUGAGCUUCUCGCCCCACGUGCCGCUCUGCGUCCGUACACGUCCCUUCGACCGGUCGCGAAGCCGCGUUCCCGUCGCGCAGGUCGAGGAGUGGCCCGGCGUCACCGAGGCCGCGCCGCGCGCCAUGCCCGCGCGCGACGACGGCAUGAAGGUCGUGAAGAGUAGACGGGGCCACGGCGCCGUGUCGCCCGAGACGGCGCGCGCGAACGCGCGGAAGCGUCGCGAGGCGCAGCGCCGGAACGAGGCCGGCCGCAACGUCUUCACGGGCCUCGACGACGCCAAGGAGGAGGCGCCGCCGCCGCCGGAAGUGCGGCGGCGCAAGCCCGAGGCGCCGCCGCCGCCGCCGCCGAAGGACAAUUCGCCGAAGCAAAAGCCGUCGAAGGCCCGGCGGAAGAAGGCCGCGGCCGACGACGGCUUCGUCGACUACGCGGGCGACCUCCGCGAGCGCGUCGCGGGCGUCGCGUCGAUCGUCCUCAUGACGUGCGUCUGGUUCCUGCCGGCCCUGCUCUACGUCCUGCGGACGCCGCACGACUUCUCGCGGGAGCGCUUCCACGCCGUGCCGCCGCCGCCGCUGCGCUUCGAGAUCCUGCAGCCCGAGCGCGAGAAGCUCGCGACGUCCGAGGUCCUCGAGUGGCGCCUCUCCGAGGACCUGACGCGGCGGGCGUCGGCGACGACGGUCGGCGUCGAGAUCUGGCUCGACGGCACGCGCCUCCUCGAGCAGAACCUGACCAUGCCGCGCGCCGGCAAGACCGAGGCCGGCGACCUCGAGCUCUCGCGGCUCACCUACGGCCUGGGCCACCUCCAGAUGGGCAUCCACAACGUCACCGUGGUCCUGGGCUCCGCCGAGCGGCCGCCGCGGUUCGACGCGUGCCAGAACACGUCGCUCUUCCUGAGCACGACGGUCGGCGAGCCGAGCCGCGCGGCCGUGCCCGAGGCCGUGCCCGAGGAGCCCGCGCUCGCCGCCGCCGCCGCGGAGGAGGGGUAA
Molecule: messenger RNA, 21211 nt
Organism: Pelagomonas calceolata
Lineage: Eukaryota; Pelagophyceae; Pelagomonadales; Pelagomonadaceae
Source: the annotation of a GenBank genome assembly